UCAUGCUGCUGCCAGUCCAGAGUGUGUCAUGGGUCCCUGUACGGCCUCCCAUUGCUGCUGUCUCCAUCGCCACACUCUGCCAUGUGCCACUUUCAGGUCUCCUCACACUGCUGGUGGGUUCCAUUUUGUCAUAGGGUGCUGGCAGAUUACGGGCCUCCCAUUGCUGCUGCCAGGCCCGUAAUCUGCCAUGGGCCCCUGUACCGCCUCCUCAUGCUGCUGGCCAGGUCCAGAGUGUGUCAUGGGUCCCUGUACGGCCUCCCAUUGCUGCUGUCUCCAUCGCCACACUCUGCCAUGUGCCACUUUCAGGUCUCCUCACACUGCUGGUGGGUUCCAUUUUGU
Messenger RNA from Staurois parvus, 339 nucleotides. The record is from the annotation of a GenBank genome assembly. Lineage: Eukaryota; Metazoa; Chordata; Amphibia; Anura; Ranidae.